Messenger RNA from Paramisgurnus dabryanus, 1463 nucleotides. RefSeq lists its product as uncharacterized. NCBI's taxonomy places the organism in Eukaryota, Metazoa, Chordata, Actinopteri, Cypriniformes, Cobitidae. The record is from RefSeq and is a predicted model, not a curated record.
AGAAACGCUCGGAUCUGAUUGGUGAAUGAAUAGGGUUUGGUUUUACACUGUGAGCAAGUUUGAGUGCUAUAGCAUCCUGGAUUGUAAUGUAAAUAUCAUAGACACAGUAAAAAGAAAGGUAAAUACGUGAACACAGCAUCUGAAUACAGGGAACUAUAUGCAAUAUAAUCGCCGUAAUUUAUAAAGAACAUCGCAUUUAUGUAUGAAUCAACAGUUUAAAAAAAAAUUGCCUUAAAGGGGAAUCGAACCCGGGUCGCCCGUGUCAUAGGUCCGUGACACUAAAGACUGUGCCACAGAGUCACAUAUAAGAAACCGCUCUCUACACUCCUUAAGUAGCCUCCAGCAAAAUUCACGUUAAAAACAAAUUGUGUGGAGGAAGUGACGUAUGCCGUAAAGCAGUCGAAUUUUGUAGUUUUUUUUUGUGCUCUGGUUACUACCACAAACCCUAAGUUUUAAAAUACGAGUAAAAGUGAUACAGACCCCGUCAGGCUAUGGUAGACAUGUCAUUCAACCUAUAUAAAGUCGAUGUACUAUCACAAGGGUCUUGAAAAUGUAUUAUGAAGGUUGAAAAAUUACAUGGUGUCACUUUAACUCAUUCGCUGGAUGUUUGGCAUGCUUCAAAAAAUCUUGGGAGGAAGCUCCGCGAAGCAGCAAAAGGCAAGGAAAAUUCUGUGCUGAUGCAUUGGGUCAAGGAUAUUGUGAACCAUUUCUGGUAUUGCUGUCAGCAUGCAACAACUGUAGAGCAGUUUAAGCUGCUGUGGCAUGGUGUACUACAUCAUGUACGCAAUGAACACACAUGGGCCACAGGGUUCUGUGAGCAUGAGCCAUUGGAUGACAGCAGUCGAGAAAAGCCAUGGAUACAGCAAGGUUCUGCUGCUCACCAGACCCUAACUGCCAUUGUUUUGAACAAACGCUGGCUGAAAGAUGUCAAAAAGUACAUUACAUUCAGGACUACCUCAGAUUUAGAGAGUUUUCAGAACCAUAUUCUGAUGUAUGCAGGGAAGCGCUUUGCCUACAAGUACAAAGUGUACAGAACCAGGGUUUUUCUUGCAGCAAUUGAUUACAACUACCACAAUGGCCGCGAGCAUAGACGCAACAGAAAAGGAGAAAAAAUUUACAGAAGGUACUACAACAAGAAGUCGAAAAACUGGAGUGUGCAUGUUACAAAAGAGGCCAAGACGUAUGCCUACAUUCCCGACCUUCAGAAGGCAAUUCUCAGGAAAAGAUUAGAAAGUGGGUCAGGCAUUCCUCGAAGAAGAACUCUUUCUCAAGAUGACCCUGAGCGCCUUGGGCUGGUUGGCACAGCAGAGACACCACCCCCCACUGCUGAACUUGUGGCAAGACACAUUUCUCGUGGAGCAAUGGCUCUAGUAAUGGAAGACUAAAACUGAACAAAAACUGUUACAAAACAAACAUUCUUUCUUUAUUUGAAUAAAAUAAAAUAUUGAAUAUUAUAACUUUUA